Molecule: messenger RNA, 1041 nt
Organism: Humulus lupulus (European hop)
Lineage: Eukaryota; Viridiplantae; Streptophyta; Magnoliopsida; Rosales; Cannabaceae
Exons: 3
Coding region: 1-1041 (346 amino acids)
Source: RefSeq, a predicted model, not a curated record
AUGGUGUGUCAAGACUUGGUUCGGUAUUAUGAUAGGAGGGGGGCCAAACCUAAUUGUCUGAUUAAGAUUGAUAUUAAGAAAGCUUAUGAUAUUGUAGAUUGGGAAUUCUUAGAGGAGAUGUUAGUGGCUUUUGGGUUUCCUAUGCAUUUUAUGAAGCUUGUGAUGACUUGUGUUAGGACUCCCAGAUUUUCCCUUAUGAUAAAUGGCUCCCUUCAUGGUUUUUUUGCGGCUCAAAGGGAUCUUAUAAGGGGAGAUCCGCUAUCCCCCCUUUUAUUUGUGCUUGGAAUGGAAUACUUAUCUAGAACUCUUAAAAAGACUGCUCGAUCAAAUGACUUCAAAUUUCAUGAGAGAUGUGCGGAGUUCCAGCUUAAUCACCUUUGUUUUGUAGACGAUGUGCUUCUUUUCUCAUAUGGGGAAUAUAAAUCCAUAUACACUUUAAUGAAAGGCGUUGAGCUGUUCUCUCAAACCUCUGGGCUACAAGCUAAUAAAGACAAAUCUGAAGUUAUUGUUUGUGGUAUGAAUGACAGGGAAGUUCAAAGAGUCCUUCAUUUUUCUGAUUUCAAGAGAGGCUUUCUUCCGUUUCGUUAUUUGGGAGUGACGAUUUGUGUCAAGAAGAUUUCCUCAUUGGAUUGUGAAGUGAUUAUUGAGAAGAUGAGAAUUAAGAGUAUCUGUAGGGCGUAUCUUUGGAAAGGGCUUGCUGGUUUUGAGGGGUCGGGUAGUGUAGCUUGGGAAGAGGUUUGCAAAAGCAAAAAGAAGGGUGGGUUGGGCAUUCGUAAUCUUGAAAUGUGGAAUGUGGCAGCCAUAGGGAAGUAUUCUUGGGCCAUGGCUACUCAUAAAGAGAAUUUAUGGGUAUAUAUGUUUGGUGACGAUACUCAAGAAAGACUACAAGCCAUAAGGAAAUAUCUUGAGACAUCAUCAUCCCGCUCUUCAAGGACUAUCACUGACAAUCCACUCUUUCAACCAUCAAAGAGAGUCAAUCCAGUACAAAUACCAUUACCAUUUGGCAACGAUUCUAACUUUGAAACAUCAGUUAAGUCUUAG